AUGAUUUGUUUGGGAGGUGUCAACAGCAACAUAUGCAAACUCAAUCUCACUCUACAAAUCAAGAAUCUCAAGCAUCAACCCUUUUCUUCUUCUUCUUCAUUUUCCGACAAGAUUUCUCACUAUGAACUCCCCUCAUCCACCUUCUCUUCAUCUGCCCAUGCAUCUGGAUUUUCAUCACCUAAUGCGUUGGAUUUCCACCAAAAUAUCGUUGUUCGUGAGGCAAGGAUAGAAGACUGUUGGGAAGUGGCCGAGACGCACUGCAGUUCUUUCUUUCCGGAAUAUUCCUUCCCUCUGGAUUUCGUGUUGAGGUUCGACAGGCUUGUUGGGAUGCUCUUUGGAUUCUCAAUACCAAAGGGCUGUAAAAGGACUUGCCUUGUUGCUGUUACUGAAAGCUGUGGUGAGGAUUCCUUCUUUAUUGGCAGUGAUGAUGAUUUCAAGAUUGGAAAAAUCAGACUCGGUAAAGGAUAUGUCACCGGAAUUUUGACGGUCGAUACAGUGGCCGAUUUUCUUCCAAGAAAAGGACCUUUUAGACAAAGAAGGACAGGGAUUGCAUACGUGUCAAAUGUUGCGGUCCGAGCAAACUUCCGAAGGAAGGGAAUUGCAAAGAAGCUAAUUGCAAAAGCAGAAGCGAAAGCCAAAAGCUGGGGCUGCCGAGCAAUCGCACUACACUGUGACCUUAACAACCCUGGAGCAACAAAUUUAUACACAAGCCAAGGUUUCAAAUGCAUUAGAGUCCCUCAAGAAGCUAAAUGGCCCCACCCGAAGAUCUCACCCGAGACUCAGUUCAACUUCAUGAUGAAGCUCCUCACCUCCUCAUAA
Messenger RNA from Striga hermonthica, 819 nucleotides. The record is from the annotation of a GenBank genome assembly. Lineage: Eukaryota; Viridiplantae; Streptophyta; Magnoliopsida; Lamiales; Orobanchaceae.